AUGUCGAGAACACCAUGUCCCACUUUCUUUGCCCUUCAAAAGAGGUGGGCAAAUGCAAAUCCAGGGUUGGCACCGUUUAAUUAUUUGGACCCUUUAGCAAUUGACAUCACUGCCCCACCUCUCUUUUUCUGUUGCAGUUUAGGGUUUCGAUACUCCAUUGUGUAUGGACUUCAAAUGAGAGACUUUUCAAGUCAUAAAGGUGGUAGUUUCAAGUUUAGUUUUGCUGAGUUUGAUCGGGAGAAGCUAAGGGUUUGCGAUUAUAAAGUUAUGGCACGUGUUGCUGAUAAAAUAAAAUUGAUAGAUGGAUCAAGGGAAGCUCUUAAGCUUUCUGUAAGGAUCACUGAUCUUUGGUUCAUUGGGAUUCCCGGAAAGACUAAACAAGCCAAAAUGGUGGUUGUUGAUUCUGAUGGAGAUGAAAUCCAUGUUGUUUGCAAGCAGGAUCAACUGAAGUCUCGCAAGGCUGAUUUGAAAGAAAAUUUGACUUAUGUGAUGCAUAAUUUUAAAGUUAUCAAGAAUGAUGGGAAAUUCAGAGUUUGUGAUCAUGAAUAUAAAUUAUGUUUUACUGGAGUUACUGUUGUUAGGCAAUGUGAUAUGGAACAGUUACCUUUUAGAAAAUUCAGAUUUGUUGAUUUUUCCACUGUCAUUGCUGGUCAUUUUAAAAUUGGACUCUUGUUUUUGUCUUAUUUGAAUGAUAUUGAAGAUGAAAGGCCGAUCGUUAUUCUCUUGACUCAUGCUAGGAUUAAGGAAGUUCAGGGAUCAUAUCCGGCAUCAGUCAGUAAUUCUUUCAAGGCGUCUAAACUCAUGAUCAAUGACCUCGUGCUGGAAAUUCAAGAAUUUAGAGAGAGAAAAUCUAAUGUCAGUUUCUUCAAACAGGAGUUUGUUUGUGUUACUGUAGUGAAGGACAACUAUUCAUGGUGCUAUCCGGCUUGUGGUCAAUGUUAUAAAAAAGAUGACAUGCAAACUGUGCCGUUCACAUGUCCAUGUGGCAAAGAGAAUGAUCAACCUGUACUAAGGUAUCAGGUUGAGGUGAUGGUUAAUCACAAGGGUGAACAAACCAAAUUUUUGAUCUGGUAUCGUGAAUGUGCACAGUUAAUUGGUCAGUCAGCGGAUGAAGUCAACAGGCUCAAAAUAGAAGAUGGGGAUGUUGAUUUAAAUGCCUCUCCUCAAGCACUAGAUAGGCUAUUGGGUUGUUUCCUUGCAUUCAAAGUGAAGGUGCAACCAAGGUUCAAGAAUUCUGUUGUUCUUAAAUAUUCAGAUGAAUUAGACUUGAUCAAUGUUGUGCUAGAUAUGAUUCCCGAUAGUGAGCCAUGUUGCAAGAUCGAGAAUUCAAUACUUGAGUUGACCGAUCCUACAGAGCUUGAAUCUCAAUUUGUGUCUAUUACCGCUGAUCAUGAUCGGUCAAUGCUUGGCUCAAGUGAGCCUAUAGAGCUUGAAUCUCAAUCUGUGUCUGUUAUCGGGGAUCAUGACCCUCUUCUCAGGAUUCCAUUGACACCAACUAAGCGCGUAUCUUCUGAUGAGUUGGAUAAUGAGCGAAAAAACUUUCAGAUUUAA
Messenger RNA from Glycine soja, 1551 nucleotides. RefSeq lists its product as uncharacterized. Bases 1 to 1551 code for a protein of 516 amino acids. NCBI's taxonomy places the organism in Eukaryota, Viridiplantae, Streptophyta, Magnoliopsida, Fabales, Fabaceae. The transcript has 12 exons. The record is from RefSeq and is a predicted model, not a curated record.